Molecule: messenger RNA, 2092 nt
Organism: Helianthus annuus (common sunflower)
Lineage: Eukaryota; Viridiplantae; Streptophyta; Magnoliopsida; Asterales; Asteraceae
Product: protein MID1-COMPLEMENTING ACTIVITY 1
Exons: 8
Coding region: 235-1878 (547 amino acids)
Biological process (GO): cell surface receptor signaling pathway
Source: RefSeq, a predicted model, not a curated record
UGGUUUCAAAGUAUGUCUUCAAGAAGAAGCAUUCAAAUUCUUGAUCCAUAUUUUCACCUGAAAAAUGCAUAGAGUCUGCAACAGAUUUGCUGACUCUUCACCAAACUCUAAAAAAUCAUAGGUUGAAUGCAUAAUAUUCCUAGUUUGAUCAGAAAAUGCAGCUGAAAAUCCCAGAAUUUUGCUAGAAGAUCCUGUGAAGAGAUUGCAGACAAAAGGAUUGAAGGAGGUUCAACAAUGGCAACAGCUUGGGAUCACUUGGGGGAGAUUGCAAAUGUGGCUCAGCUAUCAGGGAUUGAUGCGGUGCGGUUAAUAGGGAUGAUCAUACAAGCUGCUAGCACAGCGCGUUUGCACAAGAACAACUGCAAGCAAUUUGCAAUGCAUUUGAGGUUAAUUGGAAAUCUUUUGGACCAACUGAAAAUUAGUGAGCUAAAGAAGUAUCCUGAAACACGGGAGCCAUUGGAGCAGCUCGAGGAUGCGUUGAGGAGGUCUUACAUUUUGGUCAAUUCGUGUCAAGUUCGUAGCUAUUUGUACCUGCUUGCCAUGGGGUGGACCAUUGUUUACCAGUUCAGGAAGGCUCAAGAUGAGAUUGAUCGGUAUUUGAAGAUCAUCCCGCUCAUCAGUCUCGUGAAUAAUGCUCGAGUUAGGGAAAGAUUAGAGUAUAUAGAAAUGGACCGGCACGAAUACACAUUGGAUGAUGAAGACAGAAAGGUGCAAGAAGUUAUCAUGAACCCUGACCCAUUCAACACCGAUGUUUCGGUUUUGAGGAGAUCAUUUUCUUAUAGCUACCCAGACUUGCCUUUCAAUGAGGUUAUCAAGAAAGAAAAUGAAAAACUUCAUUUUGAACUACAAAGAUCACAAUCUUGCCUGGAUGCUAGCCAGAGUGAAAUAAUUCAAAAUUUUAUGGAAAUCGCGCACGUUUUUGCUUCCGAUCAUCAAUGUGAGGAUAUGCCAUAUUAUCCAUAUGCCAGCAGAAAUCAAGUACAUGAAAAUAGUAAUGAUAUGCAAAUAGUUGUUCAUUCAGCUUCAUAUUCUCAAGAUCAGAAUGAUUAUGAUAUGCCAUAUUAUUCAUAUGUCAGCAGCAAUCAAGAACAUGAAAAUAGUAAUGGUAUGCAAAUAAUUGUUCAUUCGGAUUCAAAUUCUCAAUUUGAGAGGGCUAUACCGUAUUAUCCGUAUGUCAGCAGCCAACAAGAAGAUGAAAAUAGAAAUGAUCUGCAAAUGAUUGUUCAUUCAGCUUCAAAUACACAAUUUGAGAAGGCUAUACCAUAUUAUCCGUAUGUCAGCAGCAAUCAAGAACAUGAAAAGAGUAACGAUGCGCAAAUAAUUGUUCGUUCAGCUUCAAAUUCUAAGUUUGCGAAGGCGAUUCCAUAUUAUCCAGAUGUCAGCAGCAAACAAGAACGUGAAAACAGUAGUGAUCUGCAAAUAGGUGUUCGUUCAGCGUUAAGAAGCACUUCUUCCACUUCUUCUAGACAAGAUUUACUUUCUUCUAGAAGAAUCCAUCGACAUGAAGAAUGGCAUUCGGGCCCACUUGGCUGUUGUUCCGAGCCGAUGAUGUGCGUAAAAACCUUACUUUUCCCCUGUGGAACACUCUCAAAAAUAGCUACUGCAGCCACAAACAGGCACAUGACUUCUGCAGAUGCCUGCAAUGAGCUGUUGGCUUACUCUCUUAUUGCAUCAUGCUGUUGCUAUACUUGUUGUAUCAGAAUGAAGCUUCGGAAUGCAUUAAACAUCAGGGGAGGGUGGUGUAAUGAUUUCUUAUUGCAUUUUUGCUGCUGUUGUUGUGCCCUAGUCCAAGAAUUACGCGAAAUUGAGAUACGAGGAAUUCAUGGUCCACUAAAGACAAAAACAAGCCCUCCUUCCUGCCAAUACAUGGAAUCCUAAUGACAUAUUCAUUAUGGAAUUCUUUCAUCUUCUCAACAACCCGGUUUGUGGUUUCGGAUUAUUUUGUUCUUGAUUCUUUCAUGCCUUACAUUGGUUUGAUGAUGGUUAGCUGGUUUGUAUUUGUGGAUGAUGAAUUUGAAAAUGUUUACAGUUGACCUAGUGAGCAACAAACAAUUUUACUUGUUUAAUAUAGGAUUAUUCUACUUGACAUGUA